CUUUCAAUACAGUAUGGAAGGACAUAGAAGCAGCAAUUUGUGAUUACAACUCUAGAGAGUCAGAACUCGAACCCCGUGGGAUACAGCAAUAUGAUGCUGAGGUCGGCUGUCUACGUCAAGAACUUAUUGCGUCAUCUGAUACACUAGUGAAAUAUCUUAUAAGAAUCAAUACAUCAGAGAGUUCAGAAGAAAAGUCAAGACACUUAGAUACCUUCAUUAGAAGAAAGGGAAUUGUUGAUAGAUUUCUAGCUGGUGUUGCAGAGCGUAUGUUAGAGGCAGUUGAAAACAUAUCGCAUAAGAUGGCAUCCGAGCAUAAUAGUCGCAGCAGCAAGAGGUCCGGAACUUCAACAAGUCCAUCAGUCAUACUGUUAGAGAAGCAAUUAAACGUUGAGAGACAGAAGACUCGAUUAGAAUUCCUGAAGCAUGAAUUAACACUAGAAAAGAAAAAGUCGCAACUGGAGUUGGAUCUUCGCUUAUUAAAACAGGAGCAAGAAACUGCUGUCGCUGAAGCAGAAGCCAAAGUGGCAAGAGACCAUAUCACACCUCAAGAGUUCCAUGUCAAAGAAGAGCGUCAUUCACAAAUUCCAAAGAAUGAGAUUGUGUCUCGUUUCCUAUCAUCACUCGACAGCCAGUCCUCAGAAGGAUUUGUUAAACUACCUCCGCCCAAUUUUAUUUCAACUCCACAUGAGCCUGUGCUUGAGGUCAAGGACACUGACCCUCCAAGGCCAUCAGCUAUGCCUGACCCGAAUCCAGGCAUUGGUGACUUCACAUCAUUUUUACUUAAGAAAGACUUGUUGACUUCACGAUUCAUGGCUUUCACUGACCAACCAGAAGCAUACACAGGUUGGAAAACCAGCUUUCAAGGAAUUCUGAAGGAACUGCGGGCAACACCAGGAGAGGAGUUGGAUUUACUCAUAAAGUGGCUAGGAGCAGAGUCAAAGAAAUUUGCCAUGAGCAUGAGAACAGCAAAUCCAAAGGAUCCACAGAAGGCUGUGCGACUGAUAUGGCAGCGCUUACAAGAACGCUACGGUAGCCCAGAACUUGUGGAGGCGGCCUUAAAGUCUAAACUGGACAAGUUUCCAUCUGUAUCUAUAAGUGACAGUAAAAAACUGUAUGAACUGGCUGAUCUGUUGACUGAAAUAGAUUCAGUUAAGGAGGACCCUACCUAUUCAACCCUCUUGUCAUAUUUCGACUCUUCCAGUGGAAUCUUACCUGUUGUGAGAAAGCUCCCUGUGAAUAUUCAAAAAAAGUGGAUUACUAGAGCUUCGGCCUUUAAGAGACAUUCCGGACAACCACAUCCUCCAUUCAAGUAUUUUGUGGACUUCAUAAUGGAGAUGAGUCAAAUCAGGAACGACCCUGGACUAUGUCUACAGGAUCGGAGAAAGGAAAACAUACCGGUACAUCGCCCUGAGCGCAGGGUUAUAAACAGAAAGACAGACCUCGAAGCUAGCAACAGUGAGAAAUACAAGGACCAUUUUGAUCCUAGGAAAAAAUGUCCAAUUCAUCCAAAGGAUUUUCAUGCCUUGAAUAAGUGCAGAACUUUUCGCAUCAAACCAAUGAAAGAACGCACAGACAUUCUUGUAAGGCAUGGAAUUUGUUUCAAGUGUUGCAAUUCUACUGAGCACUUUUCAAGGAACUGUAAUGAGAAAGUAACAUGUUCUGUCUGUGCAAGUGAUGCACAUCCGUCGGCGCUUCAUGUUGACCAAAGGAGCCCUCAAGGCGGGGAGAGAAAACAAGAUUCAGAGACAAAAGCUACUGUAAAUAGCAAGUGUGCGCAGAUUUGUGGUGGUAUUCAAGGAGGAAAGUCGUGUUCAAAAACAAUUCUGGUUAAUGUGUAUCCACAAGGAGAACCUAAUAACUUUGUGAAAACUUACGCUUUGAUUGAUGAUCAAAGUAAUUGUUCAUUAGCCAAAAGUGAACUCUUUGAGAUGUUAAACAUUAACUCUGAGACGAAGGAUUAUCAGUUACAAACAUGUUCAGGAGUAAAAACUAUGACCAGCAGGAUUGCCAAAAAUCUUGUUGUAGCAUCACCGGAUGGACGCACAAAGCAUUUGUUGCCCCCUAUUGUGGAAUGUGAUGACAUACCGAACAAUCGUGACGAGAUUGCAACGCCAGCCUUGGCAAGAAGGUUUCAACACCUUUCAGACAUAGCAUGUCACAUUCCUGAAUUAGACUCUAAGGCAAAGAUAUUGCUUCUUAUCGGCCGUGAUUUGAUUGUUGCACACCAUGUCCAUGACCAAAGAAUUAGCCAUGAUGCUCCGUAUGCCCAGAAGUUGAGUCUCGGUUGGACGAUCAUUGGUGAGACAUGCUUGAACAAGGCACACCUACCUGUAAAUAUUUCAGUGAACAAAAUAUACCUGCAUGACAAUGGUAGGCCUUCUAUCCUGCGGCCCAGUAACAGCUCACUUACAGUUAAGGAUCCUUGCAUCGACCAGGAACAGUUUUCCUCUGUGUUCGAGAGAACGCCAAACGAUGAUAAGCCAGGACCUUCUCAGGAAGACAUUGUUUUCCUCGAUAUUAUGGAAAGUGAGUUCCAUCGCAACCAAGUGGGAGAAUGGACAGCUCCCCUACCUUUUAAGCCUGGACGACCCAGACUUCCAAACAAUUACACUCAAGCAGUCAAGAGAGCCAAAAAUCUAGACUCCAAUCUCAGGAAGAAUCCUACAAAGAUGGAUCAUGCCCUAACUUUCAUGGAAGGGAUUUUUACCAAAGGACAUGCUGAAAUAGCCCCACCUUUACAUUGUAAGGAUGAGUGUUGGUACUUGCCAAUAUUUGCCAUUUAUCAUCCUAAAAAGCCAGGAAAAAUCAGGAUGGUUUUUGACUCCUCAGCUUCCUACGAUGGAAUUUCAUUGAACUCUGUUCUGUUAUCUGGACCGGAUUUGACCAAUAAUUUGUUGGGCGUGCUUCUUCGAUUUCGCAAAGAGAGAAUCGCAGUCAUGGCAGACAUAGAACAAAUGUUUUAUUGUUUCCGUGUGGCCAAAGAUCAUCAAAACUACUUGCGUUUUCUGUGGUACAAGAACAAUUACCCAUCAAAUGAACUAAUUGAAUAUAGAAUGACUGUGCAUGUUUUCGGCAACACGCCGUCACCGUCUGUUGCAACAUAUGGCCUGAGACAAUCUGUUGCUGAUCAUCCAGAUCCUGAUAUAAGGGAGUUAGUGCACAGAAGUUUCUAUGUGGAUGAUUUGUUGGUUUCAGUUCCAGUUGCAGAGCAAGCUGUCAAGCUUAUCAGAAAGACUCAGGAAGCCUUGAUGGAAGGCGGGAAGCUCAGAUUACACAAAGUAGCCUCCAACUCACAGGAAGUGAUGAGUGCAUUCGAUGAAGGAGAAAAAGCUAAAGACUUGAAAUACAUUGAUUUGCGACUGGAUGAGGCACCCUUACAGAAGAGUCUAGGACUGACCUGGGACUUACAGACUGAUUCCUUUACGGUUGAUGUGUCCCUUGAGCAGAAGCCAUUUACAAAGCGUGGAAUGCUGUCCACAUUAAACAGCCUAUAUGACCCCAUUGGUUUCAUCAGUCCAGUAACACUGAAAGGAAAGAUACUGUUUCGUAAAGCCCUGAAUUCACCGUCUGACUGGGACGAUCCUCUUCCACCUGAGUUUGAGGAUGAAUGGAGGAAUUGGUGUGAUUCACUUGAGGAAUUGGCCCACAUUAGCAUCCCUAGACCAUAUACAUCAUCAGGCUUGCAGGACGCUUCUAGAGUGGAAGUACACAUUUUCUGUGACGCCUCGGAGAUUGCUAUCUCUGCAGUUGCUUACCUUAAGGUAGUUGAAAUGGAUCAUACAGACAUUGGUUUCGUGCUUGGGAAAUCCAAGUUGGCGCCAGCACACGGACACACAGUUCCCCUACUAGAACUGUGUGCAGCUGUGCUCGCAAGUGAAAUUGCAAACAUAGUGACAGAUAAUUUAGACUCAAGGAUUGACCAUUUACAGUUCUAUUCCGAUAGUCGCAUAGUACUAGGCUACCUGUACAAUACCUCAAGACGAUUUUAUACCUAUGUGUCCAACAGGGUUCAGAAGGUACUUAAGCUCGCUCCAGCUAGUCAUUGGACCUAUGUGCAGUCAGCAAAGAACCCAGCAGAUAUCGGGUCAAGGUCAAUAUCAGCAAGAGACCUUCAAAGUAGCGAGUGGAUCAAGGGACCUGAUAUACUCUCUAGUGUGCAAGAUGACAAGGAGGAGUUUCAUUUGGUUGAUGCUGACCACGACAGUAAUGUGAGGCCACAGCUGUCAACCCUUAUGACUGUCACAAAGAGACCAUUCGGGAUUGAACGAUUCCAGAGAUUCUCCACCUGGAAGUCAUUGGUCAAUGCUAUUAGCAUUUUGAGAUAUGUGGUAUUGCGUAGGCAUGGAGUUCACUGUGAUAGGUUCUCAUCACAUUUCCGUCGAACUACAGAGAUAUCCAUUUUCAAGUUGGUGCAGCAGGAGACCUUUCAUCAGGAAAUAGCAAAUCUUCAUGAAGGCAAGGCUAUUUCUAAGAACAGCUCUAUUGUCAACCUUGACCCUUACCUGGAUGAUGAUUCCAUUCUUCGUGUUGGUGGACGCCUUCGUUCAGCAGAAAUUGACCACAAUUUCAAGAAUCCUUGCAUUAUUUCCCGAUCACACAUAGCCCGACUUCUCAUCAGCCAUCAACAUGACAUGGUGCAGCACCAAGGAAGACACUAUACGGAGGGAGCUGUGAGAAGUGCUGGUUAUUGGAUUGUUGGCUGUAAGAAACUAGUGUCAUCUGUGAUUUACAAUUGCGUGAUAUGCCGCAAGUUGCGUGGACGUUUAGAGCAUCAGAAGAUGGCAGAUCUACCAUCCGUACGAGUUUGUCAGUCUCCACCAUUCACUUAUGUGGGUGUUGAUAUGUUUGGUCAUUGGGAGGUGGUGACAAGGAAGACACGUGGGGGAAGUGCCAAUAGCAAGCGGUGGGCGAUACUGUUUACCUGCCUGUCCUCCAGAGCUUCCCAUAUUGAAGUGGUAGAAGAUAUGUCUUCAUCGGCCUUCAUCAACGCCCUUCGCCGCUUUAUUGCCAUUAGAGGACGAGUUGCAGAAUUUAGGUCUGACAGAGGCACUAAUUUUGUUGGAAGCAUAGAUGCGUUGGGAAUCAGUGCAGUGAAUGUUGAAGACCCAACCUUUAAAACCUUUUUGACCAAGAAUGGCUGCAGUUGGAUUUUCAACGCCCCCCACUCUUCCCACAUGGGUGGUGUUUGGGAAAGAGUUAUUGGACUUGCUAGACGAAUACUUGAUGCCAUUCUUCUAAAGCAGCCGAAGCGUCAGCUUACCCAUGAUGUCCUUGUAACGUUGAUGGCGGAAGUUACAGCAAUACUCAACAACAGACCUUUGGUUCCUGUUUCUAUGGACCCACACAACCCAUUGGUGCUUACCCCCAAUAUGUUGCUUACUCAGAAGAGUGUAGCGGAUGUUCCACCCUUUCAGGAACUUGACAUUAGAGACAUGUAUGUUUCAAGCUGGAAACAUGUACAGGUUAUAGCACAGCAGUUUUGGAAACGGUGGCACACUGAAUAUUUGCAACUUCUUCAGCAAAGGAGAAAGUGGACAGAUUCUAAGGACAAUCUACAGAUUGAUGUUGUUCUGCUUCGAGAGAAGGAAGCUCAUCGCAAUGAUUGGAGUAUGGGCGUUAUCAAUCGAACAUUCCCUGAUGAAGAUGGCAAGGUCCGAAAGAUCGAGGUUCGCACUAACAGAGGAGGACAGCUCGUUCAUUAUGUGAGGCCGAUUACAGAGGUUGUUCUCCAAGUCCCACAUCGGUGAUGGUAAGACUUGUCUUGCGGAAGGUGUAGUGUAGUGACUGGCGUCAGGCGGGGAGUGUUCUGACACUUUCCGGAUUUGUGCGUUCCGUAUUUUACCUUUCUGUUUUAUAUGCACUUAGGUAAUGUUGCAUAUACGAUUAGCAGCAUGGCAUGGCUGCUCACGGUUUUGGCCGUCCUAUACUUUUAAGUGUUUAAUUGCAACCGAGUGCGUGUUCCCAUGGUUAUUUUACCCUUUCAUAUCUUGCUAUAAUAAACAGAUAACUGUUUAUUGUGUUAUUCAUUUGGACCUGGCAAGAUAAGGGUUACGUCUGCCCUGUUCGUGUGGCAGUGAGGCAGAACAAA
Saccostrea cuccullata (small rock oyster) is the source of this 6088-nucleotide messenger RNA. RefSeq lists its product as uncharacterized. Gene Ontology annotation, biological process: DNA integration. The record is from RefSeq and is a predicted model, not a curated record. The annotation marks the transcript as partial. NCBI's taxonomy places the organism in Eukaryota, Metazoa, Mollusca, Bivalvia, Ostreida, Ostreidae. Gene Ontology annotation, molecular function: nucleic acid binding. The transcript is spliced from 2 exons.